UGGUGCAUUGUCGAAGAGUGCAUGACACAGAUGUGCAUGUUUGUGCUGUAUGAAAAACUUAGAACUUGUAUGAGAAUGUUUAUGAAAAAACUAUAUUAAAUCCAAUGCUUCCGUGUUUUGUUAUACACAACCUCAUAGUCGAAUUCAUAUGGAAACCCAUAUAAGUGAAACAAAUUGAAAGCACAAACGAAUUAAUAUGCUCCUUGCUGUUGUUUAUUUCCACUGAGUGUAGGUCACACACUUGUUCCAGUCAUACUUCGCGUGCUGUUGUCUGCUGCUUCUGUACGUAAAUUAGCGUUCGCGAGAUGGAACACGAUACAGCUAGUAAAGCAGAACCACAAACAGGACCGUCAUUAGUGAAAGUAAAAGACUCUCAGUUAAUCGGAAUUGUAAUUGCCGUUCUCGUCAUAUUUAUUACGUUGGUGUUAUUUGCCAUAUGGAGAAGGCAAAGGAGUGCCAGGAGAGGCAUACUGCUUGUUGGACUGAGUGAUUCCGGCAAGACCCUAGUAUUUUCAAGGCUUUUGCACUCUAAAUUCGUGUUAACACAUACGUCUAUAAAAGAAAAUAUUGAAGAUCUGGUGCUGAACAACAGCUCUCUAAGAAUUGUUGAUAUUCCUGGACAUGAAAGACUCAGGGCAAAAUUCUUUGAACAGUAUAAGCCAAUAGCAAGGGGAAUUGUGUUUGUCAUUGAUUCUGUGACAUUCCAGAAAGACAUUAGAGAUGUUGCUGAAUACUUGUACACCUUGUUGUCCGAACCGAGUAUCAAAUCAAAUGUAACACCAUUCCUAGUGUUGUGUAACAAACAAGAUCAAACAAUGGCCAAAGGGAGCAAAGUAAUUCAAGCAUUGCUGGAGAAAGAAAUGAAUUUAUUGCGACAGACCAAAUCGAGCCAGCUAGAAAGCAUCAACAGUGCAGAAACCACCACACAUUUCUUAGGCAAGAAAGGAAAAGAUUUCGAAUUUGCACAUUUGCAUCCCCAGAGAGUUGAGUUUGCAGAAUCAAGUGCUUGUGAUAAAGAUACUUCCAAGCCAGCCGAAUUAAAUGAAUUGAAGACGUGGCUGCAUAAGAUUGCGUGAUAAUGAUGAUGGUUUUGUAUUUUGUGUUUGUGAAAUGUUACGUCAUUAAAAAAUUUAAAUAAACCUGUAA
Schistocerca americana (American grasshopper) is the source of this 1146-nucleotide messenger RNA. It is a transcript of the gene SrpRbeta, whose product is annotated as signal recognition particle receptor subunit beta. Gene Ontology annotation, molecular function: GTP binding; GTPase activity. Lineage: Eukaryota; Metazoa; Arthropoda; Insecta; Orthoptera; Acrididae. The record is from RefSeq and is a predicted model, not a curated record. The transcript has 5 exons. The coding region runs from base 306 to 1076 and encodes 256 amino acids.